AGAAAAGUGAUUGGCAUGUGAUUGAGACUGGAGUUGUUAACGAUCAGUGGCGCAGAGAACUGGGUUUACUUUUAAUGUAUGGGCUUUUAUUUUUAUUUAAAGUGUUAUAAAUAGUGACUUUAAAAAGCUGUAAUUAGCACGAUCGAUAAAAAAUAUUAAAAUCAUGAUGAUGUGACGUGUUUUCUUAAAUCUGGAGAAUAAGAUUUAAAGGCCAGUGCAUCUCUACACAACAUUAUACAUUUAACCUUUUAUAACUGCCAGUAGUAUUUACACAUUGUCACUUAACUUAAAGGAGUAAGGUUAUUUAUUUACUACACAAUAACUACAUAAUUACACAUUAUGAGUGAAGUAAUAAUAAUAAUAAUGCUUUAGCCAUCCAAGAAAAACAAAUUCAGCUUGCAGCAGCUUACUGAAUGAUGAGCAAUAUAUCAAUAUAUGCUGACUUUACUCUGUUUACCUGUGUAUGCCCUGCAGCCACUGAUUAGGUGGUAGUUAAUCAGUGAAUUGAUUUCAAGCAAACAGAACAUUGUCCCAGCUUCGUAGUUUGAGGAUUUGCUGCUUUCGUUUCUCUUCUUUGAUAGUUAAUCAGGAAACCUACCGUUUAACUGACUGAUGAUUUAAACCUCUAAACAUUAAUCAAAAAUGAAAAUAAUACUUUUUCUCAUGUCCUUUUUACGUAGAGAGUCUUGCUGCCAAUAUACUUUGACUUCAGGUUGCUUUGGUUUGGUUCAAACCCCCAGAAGAUUAAAUUUAUUAUCAUACAAGACCAACAGAAGCAUUUUGUUGUGACCAUGGAUCCGACCUGCAGUGCUUCUGCGGCUCCAGCUGGUUUGACUGUGCAGGUGUGUUUCCCCGGUGCCCGCGCUGCAGUUUUGGACAAUCUGAACCGGCAGCGGGAAGAGGGCCGGCUGUGUGACCUCUCUAUCCAGGUGCAAGGUCAGGUGUUCAGGGCCCACCGCUGCGUGCUCGCCGCGUCCUCGCCUUACUUUCAUGACCAGGUGUUACUGAAGAAUGUGACAACCGUCUCCCUGCCGUCAGUUAUGGACCCGGUGGCCUUUGAGAGCGUCCUGAGCUCUGCCUACACAGGCCAGCUCAGCAUCGUGCACGAUGACAUCGUUAACUACGUCACUGUGGCCAGUUUCCUCCAGAUGUGGCACAUCGUGGACAAAUGCACCGAGAUCCUGAAGAGGCCCCGGCCCUCGGCAGAAGUGACCCCUGGAGAGGCGGCUGUAGCUCACCCGGGCACUGCAUCUCGCCAGCAGUCCCCAAGCAGCACAGACUGCCUGUAUCUGGAGAGGGAGGGACGACGGAAGGAGAGAAAGCCUGAUGCCUUGCCUCCGUUAGCCACGUGGAGACGCCCGCAGCAGUUCCCGAGAUGGGGGCGCCCGCGGCCCUCAUCAGCCCAGCACUUAGCAGACUCUCAACUGGACACCCUCCCUGGCUAUGCGGAUGGUGAUUACACCAGCUGUGAGGAGGCAUGGGUAUCGAACCAUGCCAAAACUAGCCACUUUGCUCAUGAUGGACCCGGACACAAUACCCGGCACCACGGGGGGUUCCCCGGUGGUGAAGCAUUGAAGCAGAAAGGCAGGUUUCAACAGCGGGGAGCGCCGCCGAGCGCUGAUAGACUGCUUGAUAAGAAUAGAGAGAGCGGGGACAGUGAUGAGACACGAGAGAAGAGGAAGAAUGAGAAAAGAGAGAUUGAGGCUGAUGAGGGAGUGGGAGAAGAGGCGGAGGAGAAGAAGGAAGCCUUUGCACAAAUGGGACACUGUGACUUCCACCCAGUUUCAAAUGAGAGUGUAGGUGCCGGACAAGCCACGGGGAAGGUGAGUGUGGAGGAGAUGAAGGACAAAGUGCAGAGAAACGUGGUGGGGAGUGAUCCCUCCUCAGGCCUGCCCAGUGUUCAUGCUUGCCAAACCAGUGAUGGCGUUCCAGGACCGUCCUGUCCAGUUUCAGCCCGGCUGCAGUGGCAGACGGGUCCCUGGUCUCAGCAGGAGCAGAGGCCGCAGGAAGGAGAGGCUGGCAGCUGCAGUAAAGACGAGGACGAAGAUGAGGAGGAGGAUGUGGACUUUGAAUGUUUCACAGAAGGGACCUUUAGCAGAGACACAUACGAUGAGAUUGAAGAGGGCACAGGACAGGUUUCCCAGAGGCCUUUAGUGCCUGUAUCUCCCGAUUUCACCAUGGCGGGCUCGGAGGUGAACUGGCCCUCCACCAGCGUGGGACAGGGUGGCUCACUGACCCCCACCUCAAAUCACCAUUUGUCUCCAUCCUCCGCUGCCUUUCCGCCGCCCUCUUCACCCCCGACCCCAUCUUCGUCAUCCUCAGUGUCCCUCGCUGGCGCCCCCUACACGGGCAAAGUCCACUUCUGCCACUGCGGCAAAGCCUACACCCUGAAGAGCAUGCGCGACCGCCACGUGAAGAUGCAGCACCUCAAUCUAAGGCCCUUCGGCUGUCCCGUUUGCACAAAGUCCUUCAAGAUGAAGCACCACCUAACCAAGCACCUUAAGACUCACGGAGGGCUGCGGCCUUAUGAGUGCGGCCUGUGUGGGAAGAAAGUCAUUUGGAGAGACAGCUUCCUCAGGCAUCAGGCUCGGUGUGAGAGACUUGCCUCCACCUCCUCGGCUAACAGCAACAACGCAAGCACACCGGCGGCGGACGUGGAUGACAGCUACAGUUAUGGAUUUGAAGACGGCGAGGCUUUUCUUGCGACGGGAGGUCAGGUGAAAGUGGAGGAGGUGGAUUUUCACGGGGAGAUGGAGGACGGGAUGCGUGGCCUGUUGGGCGGCGUGUCUGGGAUUGUGGAUCAGCUAAGAACUCAGUCACAAAGUUUGGACACCGGUAAUCACGUUUUCAAAGAGGAGGCGAGUGAGAGCUUUAGCGGAAAUUAAAUGUGAAACAGGUUUACAGCACUUAAACUGUAUGUAAAUAAAUACAUACAAGAAUAAAAAAUGAAUUACAUGAUGACUUUAAAAGUCUAUGGAGUCAAAUAAUUGAAGGCUUCUAUGAGCAGCCGCUUUUGUUUCAUCCUUUUUAUGUGCAUUAUUUUCCUGUUAUAGGUAUUAUGAAAAGAAAAAGGAACAAUUUUUUUUGUGCAGUGCCAUUUGCUCAGUUCUUGUAUAGUGAUGCUGUGAACUGUACAUUUGUAAAAGGCAGUGUUGUGAAUGUACUUCUCGAGCCCCACUGAAGUUAAUAUUGCACAUAAAUUAUUUGCCAUUGAUCUGCAUUAGAAAAUAAAUGCAACAUUUUUUUUUUCUGUGCCAUAUUGAUGUCUCUUCAGACUAUGUAAAAGAAAUAAAUCUUGGUAUAUAUGGUAAUAAAAACCGCUUUGAGUUUU
Molecule: messenger RNA, 3331 nt
Organism: Morone saxatilis (striped sea-bass)
Lineage: Eukaryota; Metazoa; Chordata; Actinopteri; Moronidae
Gene: zbtb22a
Product: zinc finger and BTB domain containing 22a
Exons: 4
Coding region: 792-2885 (697 amino acids)
Biological process (GO): regulation of transcription by RNA polymerase II
Molecular function (GO): RNA polymerase II cis-regulatory region sequence-specific DNA binding; DNA-binding transcription factor activity, RNA polymerase II-specific; protein binding
Source: RefSeq, a predicted model, not a curated record